AUGGUGGAGAUAAAAUCGAAGCUCUUGAGCUCGAUGCACCUUGAUAGAAGUUACAGUCUCUUUACAGUAAAGAACGCAGCUGUUCUGCUCGAACUUUUUAAUCUACUGGACGUGCACGAAAUAGGCCAGCUCAAUGACAUCCAGUUCACAUCGUUCCUGAAAACCGUCACUGCAUUCAGCCACGAUAGUGUGGAACGUGUCUUCAAAAUGGUUGACAAUGGAACUGGACAGAUAACUUGGGAAAACUUUUAUCUCGUCUGCGCGAUUCUGAUUUCACUGAAGGACCGAACCGAAAAGCAAUUUCUCUUCAGACACUCAAAAAUUGUAUUUGGACUGAUGGACGAAGACGGAGGAGGGACAAUUUCCGCCGAGGAAUUCAAACGCUAUGGAUUUUUAUUCAACUUGAAUGAUCAGUCGAUUGGCGAGUUGUUUCAAGAGUUUGAUGUGUCAGGAGAUGACGAGCUCGAUUACAAGGAGUUUAGAAUGUUUGCAAUGGCUUGCAUCGACAAACAACGAGAGCUGGAGCAACAACAGGAGGAAGAAGAAGGAAAAGAAAAAUCGUCAUGCAUCAUUCUUUAG
Messenger RNA from Oikopleura dioica, 579 nucleotides. The record is from the annotation of a GenBank genome assembly. NCBI's taxonomy places the organism in Eukaryota, Metazoa, Chordata, Appendicularia, Copelata, Oikopleuridae.